Molecule: messenger RNA, 1743 nt
Organism: Clupea harengus (Atlantic herring)
Lineage: Eukaryota; Metazoa; Chordata; Actinopteri; Clupeiformes; Clupeidae
Exons: 3
Coding region: 1-999 (332 amino acids)
Source: RefSeq, a predicted model, not a curated record
AUGGUUAUGGUCCGAAGCACACCCAUAGACUGCUGUCAGAAAACCUCCAACACGAGACUCCAGCUGUCCAAAGUCCAUCACUACCACAUUCAGCAGGCUGGAAUCUGCCCAGUGGACGCUGUUGUGUUUACCACAGUUAAAGAUGUCCGUGUGUGUUCCGACCCUAAGAGGGACUGGGUGAAGACAGCUGUGAGGUACAUUGACUCAAUGAAGCAGCAGACUACAGCAGUACUGACCACCCAAGGCAUGAAGCAGCAGACUACAGCAGUACUGACCACCCAAGGCAUGAAGCAACGGACUACAGCAGUACUGACCACCCAAGGCAUGAAGCAGCAGACUACUGAAAAUGGAACUUUGCUUAAAUCCCUGACCAACGAAAUCAAUACCCAUGCUAAAAACGCGGAACGCAUGUCUGCGAGAGUUGAUACAAUGCAAGGAGUAGUACGUCAGAACAAAAAAGACAUUAACCGCUGCCUCACCGAACUGGAUACCCUCAGAAAUAAAGUCACAGAGAUGGAAGAUAGAUCAAGGAGGAAUAAUAUAAGGCUAAUCAACUUACCAACAGGUGCGGAGGGGGACGACCCUGUCGGCUACCUUCGAGCCAUGUUACCUCAGUGGAUCCCUACUUUGUCCAAUUCAUCCAUGCCUAUUGAGAUCGACAGAGCCCACCGGACCUUCUCUGCCUAUACCUCCAAGCCGCGUACAAUGAACUUCAGAGUGCUCCGUUACCAGGAUCGCCAAGCCAUACUACAAGGUGCUCGUAGAGCUAAGCCAAAACUUCAAAAUGGCACUCCGCUAGAAUUCUACGCUGACUACAGCACCAAGACCACACAGACAAGAAACAAGUUAAAGUCAAUCCGGAGUAAACUGCGACAGAGAGGCAUCAAAUCGUUUUUGAUCUAUCCAGCCAUCCUGAAGGUUAUCUACAAAGGGGAAAAGCUAUCGUUUGAGUCACCGGAGGAUGCUGAGCAAUUCUUCGCAGGACCAAACUUCGAGUAAACAUCGCUACACUCGAACUUCUCGCCACUCACUGCUCAUGAUAAAAUAUAAUUCCAGAUUUACAAUAUAAGUAUUCAGCUCUUUGGGAAUGUACUGUUUAAAACUGCCUUUCAACAUAUGUGACAAUUAUAACGCAAUGCAUGGCAAACCGGUUUAGUUCCUGGGUUUGUCUUUGGACCAACAAAAACAAAGUCUGUAAAAGGUAUAUAUAUUCAGGUAUAUAACUGGAUGAAAAUGAGUAUGGUCUACCAGUAUACCAGGUCUUCUCAAGUAAAUUAGUUACUGGGGUCUCUUAAAAAUAUGCACUUUUGUGGAUUUUGAAAGGAGUUGUGAAGAGUUGGUAUUGUAUGGACUUUGGACAUUGAAGGAGCUAGUAUUUUACAUUCUCGUUGAAGACACUUUUUGGGGGGGUUAAGAUUUAAACAUGUUCCCCAAAUUCCUAGCUUGUUUUUCUAUAUACUUUUUUGUUAUUAUGCAGAAAGCACAUAAUGAAUAGUUUGAAUAUUAUUGUAAACAAUGUCAUCACAACCUCUAUGUAUCUGUCUUGUAUACCGUAAAUCCUCAAAUAAAGACCGGGAUUCAAUUAGAGGCCGGGCUUCAGAUAGUAGCCGGAGGCGUGGUCGAUACGGACAAAUAAAGGCCGGGCCCGAAUACAGGCCAGGGGUAAAAUAAGGUAGCCUAUUUUACAGUAGCCUACCAGCAUCAGUCCAUCAGCACAAAGUAGACAUCACAAUUUCAUUUAAU